Messenger RNA from Loxodonta africana (African savanna elephant), 7794 nucleotides. RefSeq names its product abhydrolase domain containing 2, acylglycerol lipase (gene ABHD2). Gene Ontology annotation, cellular component: sperm plasma membrane; sperm flagellum. Gene Ontology annotation, molecular function: monoacylglycerol lipase activity; acetylesterase activity. Gene Ontology annotation, biological process: medium-chain fatty acid catabolic process; medium-chain fatty acid biosynthetic process; acylglycerol catabolic process. The record is from RefSeq and is a predicted model, not a curated record. The transcript has 12 exons. NCBI's taxonomy places the organism in Eukaryota, Metazoa, Chordata, Mammalia, Proboscidea, Elephantidae. The coding region runs from base 270 to 1556 and encodes 428 amino acids.
GCGGGAGCUGCGCUGGCCAGGGGUUCCGGCUGCAUUCCCGUGAGCGCCGCCGGCAGCUGCGGAGCUGCAGGAGCCGGAGUCGGGGCGAGCUGGGCGGCUGUAGUCAUCCACGUACAGGUUUUAGGUUAUUGGAAUAAGAGAUCAGACCUGACCAGCCCAGCCGAACAACUCCUCGAGGAUAAUUAAUACUCACAGUAGAGAGCAACAAGUGAAAUAGGUACAGAUCUCUUUGAGAAUCUGAUUAAAGCUGUGAACCCUCUCCCCAGAAAAUGAUCAAGAUGAAUGCCAUGCUGGAGACCCCUGAGCUCCCGGCCGUGUUUGACGGAGUGAAGCUGGCUGCGGUGGCUGCCGUGCUGUACGUCAUUGUCCGGUGUUUGAACCUGAAGAGCCCCACAGCCCCACCUGAACUCUACUUCCAGGACUCGGCGCUCUCCCGCUUUCUGCUCAAGUCCUGUCCACUUCUGACCAAAGAAUACAUUCCACCGUUGAUCUGGGGGAAAAGUGGACACAUCCAGACAGCCUUGUAUGGGAAAAUGGGAAGGGUGAGGUCACCACACCCAUAUGGACAACGGAAAUUCAUCACCAUGGCUGAUGGAGCGACUUCUACCUUCGACCUCUUUGAGCCCUUGGCGGAGCACUGCGUUGGAGAUGAUGUCACCAUGGUCAUCUGCCCUGGAAUUGCCAAUCACAGUGAGAAGCAGUACAUCCGCACCUUCGUCGACUAUGCCCAGAAAAAUGGCUAUCGGUGCGCUGUGCUGAACCACCUGGGUGCCCUGCCCAACAUUGAACUGACCUCGCCACGCAUGUUCACCUACGGCUGCACUUGGGAAUUUGGAGCCAUGGUCAACUACAUCAGGAAGACGUACCCCCUGACUCAGCUGGUCGUCGUGGGCUUUAGCCUGGGUGGUAACAUCGUGUGCAAAUACAUGGGGGAGACUCAGGCAAACCAAGAAAGGGUCCUGUGCUGCGUCAGCGUGUGCCAGGGAUAUAGCGCACUGAGGGCCCAGGAAACCUUCAUGCAGUGGGAUCAUUGCCGGAGGUUUUACAACUUCCUCAUGGCUGACAACAUGAAGAAAAUCAUCCUCUCGCACAGGCAAGUACUUUUUGGAGAUCGUGUUAAGAAACCCCAGUGCCUGGAGGACACAGACCUGAGCCGGCUCUAUACAGCAACGUCCCUGAUGCAGAUUGAUGACAACGUGAUGAGGAAGUUUCAUGGCUAUAACUCCCUGAAGGAAUAUUAUGAGGAAGAAAGCUGCAUGAGGUACCUGCACAGGAUUUAUGUGCCUCUCAUGCUGGUUAAUGCAGCUGAUGACCCCCUGGUGCAUGAAAGUCUUAUAACCAUUCCAAAAUCUCUUUCAGAGAAACGGGAGAACGUCAUGUUUGUGCUGCCUCUGCACGGGGGUCACCUGGGCUUCUUUGAGGGCUCCGUGCUGUUCCCCGAGCCCCUGACGUGGAUGGAUAAGCUGGUGGUGGAGUACGCCAACGCCAUUUGCCAGUGGGAGCGGAACAAAUCCCAGUGCUCCGACACGGAGCAGGUGGAGGCCGACCUGGAGUGAGGCCGCCGGACUCUGGUGCGCUCCAGUGGCCUCCUCUGGGACCCGCGCCCCCUUGCCGGCUGUUUCAGGUCUCCCAUCUCCCUCAGUGACCUGGAUCUGACCUCACACCAUCAGAGGGGCCGCCCAUCAGGCACACCUGUCUUGGAGCCAGCAGCUCUUCCCAGGAGCUGCAGGCUCUUUUUGUGCUGAGGUUACUGGUCUCAUCCAUUGCAUUGUUAGCCAUGGUGACAAGCGACAGGGUUCUUACCCACCUGUCCAGUGUCAGCAUUUGGUUGCUUUUAAGCCAAUUAAGUCUAGUUUCCCCAUUAAAAAUGUGUCGGAACCGCAGUUUUGAUUUGCCAAUCAAAAGGCUUUUCCCCAAGAACGGUGUGAGGUGUAUGUUAGUUUUGUGGUGGUUAUAUGCGCCCUUACGUAGAAACUGCAAAGAGCUCACCAGCUGAGCCCAGCGCUGAAGAUGCAACUCAGCGUGGGCGAUGCUGGCCUCCCAGACCGGGACUGUGACCUCUUAAAACGGCAAAGGAAAUUCCCUUGAGUCACAAGCCAAGUUUUCUCCCUCACUAUCUUCUAAGACAGUUCCCCCACGCUUUCCUGGUGAUAAGAGUUACCUGGGGCGCUUGUGAAAAAUUCAGCCUCCCAGGUCCUUCCCUUUGGAGAGGCUGAUUCCAUGGGUCUAGGAGGGGGCCUGGGGAUUUUAAUUUUUGACCAGUGCCCCAGUUGAUUCUUAUCACCGGGCGAAUUUGGGAAACACUGUUCUACAGAGGCCUUUAAAUUAGAAACAUCUUGGUAGCUCAUUUUAUUGAAAUGUAUCAUCAGAGGUGUCUGUUGGUUCCCAGGGGCUUCAGAGGCAGCAAGGCCUGCCAUAUCGCUGCCCUUGUGUGACCACUAUGUGAUUUCUCGGGAAGAGCCCUGAGCUGGGAGUGAAGAGUGUGGGCCGUGGCUCUGGCUCUGCAUCUCACUGGCUGUAUGAUCCUGGAAAAAUCCCUUUGGACUUUAGUUUCCUCAUCCAUAAAAUGGGGGGCUGGGACCAGGUAGAUUGCUGAGAUCACUACCAGUUCUAAAGCUCAAUGACAAACUCAGUUUGCUGAGGUUUGAGAGACGAUCCUUCCAGGAGAGCAUGGGAGCUCUUCCCCCAGUCUGAGCAUGUAGUCUUGACGUUGUCAUUUCCUUUUCUUUUUUGUCCUUCGUUCCAUAUAGAGGUUUUUGGUUUGGGUUUGGUUUUGUUUAAAGCAGUGGUUUGUAAUUUUUGUUUGUUUGUUUGUUUGUUUUUAACCCAGGUAUCUCUGACUCUGGCUUUUGAUUUCAAACAGUUCAAAAGUUGGACCUGAGUUUGGAGAAUGAUAUUUCCAACUGAAGAGGGUGUUGUUAUAAAAUCAGAUUUGUGGUUUAAUAUCCCAUAUUUGUGUUCUAUUGGAUAGAUCUUUCCAAAGUGUGUCUUCUCAAAUCAAAAUGUCACUCUAGGUUUCAAGUACGCCUUUCCUCCAAUCCUGUGGUACUUGAAUAUCUAAAAACCCUGCACUUUGAAAAAUCCGCAGUUGCUAUCUGGAACUAAAUGGAAUUACAGGUGAAACUGCCUGGAUACUUUUAAAAAAGAUUUUCCCUUCUUCAGCUCCUUUGGCUCCAGGACAGACAAGAAUAUAAUAGUGGGUCUGUGUGGAUGUUGAAGGGGUACAGGGAGGUACCUGAGCGCCUAAACGCAGAACCUCAUGGCUGCAGGUGGGCGUAGUUUGGGCAUUGGUCCAAGUGACUAUGACGGUAAUGUCUGUAACCUGAAUAAGUGUUUUCUGACAAUCACCAGAUAUCCUGACUAAUGACAUCAGACACAACCAUUAUCUAAAGGGACUGAGGUUUCUGUGGUCUCAGCUUUGCUUUUGUAUAGUUUCUCACAUUCCCCCAAAUUCUGUCAUCGUGACUUUCCCUCCAAGUUGUCAUUUCUCCAGUGCGUUUCCUUUUCAUGUUCUUUUAGCACAAAUUUGCACUUUAUCAUCUACCCCUCAAUUUGGAAGCUAGUCCCUCUCCUUUGUUACUUUUCCCUCCACCCAACCACAGCUGUAAUCAAGAAGGUCCAUACACAUCUCCUGCUACUGCUUUCAUGUCUCAAGACUCUUCGUGAAAUUAGGUAAACCAAGGAAUAGCUUAAUAGGGCUGAAUCACCAUCACAGGAAGCAAGAAAGUUCUUUCAUAGGCCCCAUCUCUUGACCUAUUCUGCCAAAUCAGUGGCCCCGAUCCUGGGUCCAUUCGGAGGAGAAAAGACAGUUCUGAGGUCACGUUCACAGAGUACAGGGGUCGGGGAGCCCAGGAGCCUUUGCUCCUUGGAAGACUGGCUCUUGGAGAGCACGGUUCUGGUUCUUCACAGCAGUUCCGGUGGCCUCCAUGGAGGCGAGGAGGGCUGGGAGCGUAGCUGUUCUUGCCGCACAAUGAGGAUUUUGCCCACAGGAUCAUGGGGGCCAGGUCCCAGCUGAAAUCUUUUUAGUGUUUGACUCUGAAUGGCACUCACAUGGGAUCAACUGAAGCCCUUUGUUCAAGCUUCAGGCUCUCAGGCAUGAAAACGAGAAUGCGACUGUGACUGUCUCACAGGAAAAUUCACGUUUGCUCCUGAAAUGGAGCACAGACGCCCUGAAUUCACUGAGAUGCAAGCUGGCCUAAUAAAUGGGGGAGGAGCAUUUUACAUGUAGGUCAUCGGUUUCCUCCCUCCAGGUUUCCUUGCCCUUCUUUCCAGACUCAUUCAGUUCUGAUGAUAAUAUAAGUUCUCUUCCUACUAUUAAGAUCCUAUGUGGGCUAAAACAAGGCUGAAUUUUCAAAGAGUAUUUACCGUAUUUUACGCAAAUAACGUGCACCUUCCUCGUUUGUUUGCUAGCCGGGCCUUCCCCCCACCCCCCACCCCGCCCUGUAUUUUCCUAAGUGCUAUGCUAUUUUUUUUUUUUUUAACGGCAACCUGUGGAAGAGGCAUGGUGGUGCUUAUGAGGCUGCCUGGGUGGGGAGGGCACUGGCCAGCAAGCAAACACAUUUGUGUAAAAAUAUGGUGGAUGUUAUAUUUUAAAAUCUGAUUAAGGACAUAAAUUGCACAGACAUAGACAAUUCUAUUGUCUUGCUAGACCAAAAGGGAGAAAAUGCCCACAUUUCUCUUGUUCGUACUCCUUUCCUCCUAAAAAAUGUGGGGACACUGAUGAGCAAUUGAUCCCAGUCGAAUUAGGAUUAUCUGAUCCAAGAAACAGGGUCAAGUCUAGCUGAUGCAUCAUGUUAGAAAGGAGCUUAACAGACUUGAAGAAAACCUCUUCUCUUUCCUGGUGUAACUUUACACCCGUGAUUCCAGAGUGGAAUGAAGGCAGAAAGGUGUUUGUCAUUAGUAUAUCCUUUUAAGCUUUCUGCAGCAUUUUACACUUACAGGGAACUCUAUGACAUACCAUAAAAGUGGAAAUAUACCUGAAACGGAAGUGUUACUUUCUUGGCAUGAUGUUAUAGAACCAGGACCCAGGAGACGUGGGUUCUUCUCCUGUCUCUAAUUCACACUGGAUCUUGGGCAAGGACCUUUACCUCCUCUGAGCCAGUUUCCUCAUCUUAGACCAUCUCCAAGACCCCACUCCUAAAACCACUUCAUCUGUUUACACAUCAUUUGACUGGAAAUUCCCACUUGGCUUGUCUACAGCCCUUGCAGGUAGAAAGCAGAUAUAUCCAGGCUCAAGGCUUAUCUUGCAGGGACUUGGAGAAAGAGAGCUUCUGCAUUAAACCUUUCCUGGUGACCAGUAACCAGUUGCCAUCAAGUUGACUCUAACUCACAGUGACCCCAUGUAUGUCAGAGCAGAACUGUGCUCUGGAGGGUUUUCAAUUUCCGAUCUUUCAGAAGUAGAUCACCGGGCGUUUCUUCUGAGGAACCUGUGGGUGGACUCUUACGCUUUCGGUUAGCAGCUCAGCUUGUUAUCUGUAUGCACCCCCAAGAACUCCUUUCCUGGCGAAGACCCUUGAUAUUAUCUAAAGCCCUGUGUCCUUGACUGACUUCUCUUCAGUGUCAUUACCAUCUCAAUAUCCUUGUCCUGUUCCCAGGGUGGUCUUGUGACUGUGGCAGGUGCUGCCUUUGGAAUGAGGUGAAUAUCCCCAUCCUUCAGUAUGGCUCGAGCAGAGCAUUCAGAGCUCCCAGGGCAGAAAUCCUUCCUGCUGAGGCUUUCAUUCCAAAGCUGCGGUCUUCAUUAAAGCUGAACUUUCUGGGUAGCUGAGCUUAUAAGCCAGGCAUAUGAAUAAUCACUCUCUUUGUAACUGUGUGACUCGAGCUCCAUUCUGCCAGAUCCAGGAAACAAUACAUGUGUUCUUGUUUGUGUUUUCCAGGCAAGCAGAUGUCCGAGAUGUGAGAGGCUUUUCUUUUCCUGUGGCAUUGAGUCUAACGUAGAGCUAAAGUAGCGAUCGCUGAAACCUCAUGUUGAGUUAAAAGAACUUAGAGGUCUUUGUCCUUUAGGCAAGACAAGGAGUUACUAAGAAGCACUUCGCUGCAGCUUCCUGUCACAAUAUCAUCUGGAAUCGUUAUCUUUGCCCAGAAAGCCUUAACUUGCUUCUAGAGAAUUCCCUGGUAUUACAGCAAUAUUGUGGCGUUAGAAUUCAAACUCUUCUGCUAUGGAAGGACGAAGUAAAAGCCACUGCAAAACCAGAGAAUCUCCUCAUGUGGCCUGUGCACCCCUCAUGCUCUGCCCCCCACCCAACAGUACAGGUGAUCCUGAGCCUGCCAGUGCUCCUCAUCUCUCACACCUUCCUGUCAUUCUUUGUCUCCUGUUGUUCAAAGCCCCUCUGGAUUACUUGGAUACUUCAAGAGGCCUUGAAAAGUGGCCUGCCUGAGGCAUUUACAGGCCGUGUAAUUAUGGGAAAGAAAAAAGGAGAGGGAGGUACCCACCUCUUCAUAAACUAGGAUUGCUUUUGCCAAAUUGUAUUUGAAACUAAGGAAAGGGGAACUGGCCCCUGCUGGUAUGGAGAAGUAGGGUGCCUUCCAAAACAAAGGCCGCCUCCACUUGCCUGCUCCUGCCUCCAGAGUCUGUGGCCCAGACAUCCUCCUGAAGGAUCCCUUAGGAGUGGGCUGCAGAGUUUAACUGGCCAGUCAUUCCCAGAAAGUAGACAGCUGCUUCUUUCGGAAGAGUCAACGUCUCCUGUUUUCUGAACCCUUUUUCCUAGCAUGUAGGUGGUGAAGUAAGUUUUCUUGUAUCGCUAAUGAAUGAGCUGAUUGUCUAACCAGUGGGUUAAGUCUAACACUCUUAAGUUCCAUAAAAUUCUCAGCUUUUAACUUGACUCCUGUCAUUGAGUCGUGAAGCCUAUAACCCACCUUCUUCCCGUUUUGGUCCCGAUUAGCCAAGAAGUCAACUAUUGCCCUAAGUUGGGGACAGUCCAUUUAUAGCACCUGCAGAAAGACCCGCAUCUCAUGGGCAGUCUCCUUCCAGACCACUCACAUUGAGCAGCCAGCAGUCACCUAGAAUUCUUGUUGACCCCCUUGGUCCCAGCACAAGCUACUUCCCUCCCAGGCUGUCCAGGUGGGUGGACAAAUUUCCUGGGGGUGGGAGUUAGGUUUCGUUUGGUGUUUUGUUUGGGCCUCUUUAGUUUUCCUAAAGCACAAAUCCAUGUAGAAUCCCGUCACCUCUCCACACCAGUUCCAGGUGAUCUGGGUCUCUCCCACUGCCUCAGGAAUACCUUCACUGUACCUGAGCUGUGGACUUCUUUCUGACACUGCAGCUGCCUUAGUCACACCAGGGGUGGGAGAGGGGAGAGGGGGGAGCCAGUGCCAUUUCUCCUGAUCCUGGUUAGACUCCCUUCCUUCAGCUGCAUUCUUACGUUGGCAGGUCUGCUUCCAGAUUGAUUUUUUGAGAACCAUCACUUUCACAUUCCUCUUCUCAUUGGGUUUGGUUUGGUUUGGUUUGGUCUGCGUUUUCCACAACUUAAGAUGCUGCCCUGAAAAUAAUGUACUUUUGCGUUUGUGUUCCGAAAGUCUCCCUGCUGCCACAUCAGAGGGGAAAUACAGGACCCUCCAGCACUGAGGCGUUUCAGAUUUGCAACUAGCAAUGCAAUUUUUUUCUAAAUAUGAGGAUAUUUACCUUUAUUAAGAAAUUAUACUAAACAAGGGUGUUCUUGAUUGUUUUAUGUUUUCAUUUUUGGGUUCUAUUUUGAUUCUGUGUGGUGGUAAACAAAGAUCAUUACAAAAAAAAACUGUAAUUUUGUUAUCUUUGAUUCAGUGGAAUUUCUUUACUUAAAAAAAUAAAGACUAAAAAUGUGG